Nicotiana attenuata is the source of this 1354-nucleotide messenger RNA. RefSeq lists its product as uncharacterized. Lineage: Eukaryota; Viridiplantae; Streptophyta; Magnoliopsida; Solanales; Solanaceae. The annotation marks the transcript as partial. The record is from RefSeq and is a predicted model, not a curated record. The transcript has 4 exons.
CUAUGCAUUAUUAUGUAUUUCAGAAGAUUGUGAAUGGAAGUUUAAGGCUUCAAGCAUUAACAAAUCAGAACUAUUCAAAGUAAGAGAAUUCAAUGAUAACCAUACAUGUCCGCUGAAGGACAAGGUGUAUGAGCAGCGGCAGGCUAGUAGAAGCCUUAUAGGUGGUAUGAUUAGGCCUAAGCUUACUAACCAUAAGAGAAAAUACACCCCAAGGGAUAUUAUUGAUGACGGGAAAUCAGAUUUAGGUGUAGAUGUUAGCUACAUGUUGGCGUGGAGGGCUAAAGAAAAGGCAAUGAAUUUUUUGAGAGGUGAACCGGCUGAUUCAUACAAAAAAUUACCAGGAUACUUAUAUAUAAUGGAUAUGACAUAUCCAGGUUCCCACAUCAUAAUGGUAAAAUCUCCAAAAAAUGAAUUCAUGUACGUGUAUAUAUCCUUGUAUGCCUUUAUAAAGGGGUUUGAUCAUUGUAGACCCAUUGUUGUUAUGGAUGGAAGUCACCUAAAAUCUUACUACACCGGGACAUUCAUUUCGGCAAGCACGUUGGAUGGUGCAGGUCAUAUAUUGCCACUAGCAUAUGGUGUUAUUGAUUCAGAGAACGAUGCUGCCUGGACGUGGUUCUUUGAGCAAUUCAAGAUAGCAUACAGUGACAGGGAAAACAUGUGCAUCGUUUCAGAUAGAAAUGAGAGUAUCAUUAAAUCUGUAUCGAGAGUGUAUCCAGAUGUACCGCAUUUUGCUUGUAUAUGGCAUCUAUGGAAUAACGUAUAUAAGAAAUUCAAAAAGAGCCAUGCCAAGUUGAGCGAGAUAUACUUCUCGAUGGCAAAAACAUACACACAAGCUAAAUUUGACAGUUUGAUGGAGAAGGUGGAGAAGGUAGAUAUUAGGGUGAAAGAAUACUUAGAGUUAGCUGGAUACGAAAAGUGGGCUAGGUUGUAUGCACCUGUUAACAGGGGAUGGACAAUGGCGUCAAAUAUUGCUGAGUCAAUCAAUGCCGCACUAGUUUCAGCAAGGGAAUUGUCAAUAUACGACUUCCUCGAAGAAGUUAGGAAGAUGUUUGGACGUUGGAGUUGUAGUAACCGUAAAGAAGCUACACAGACAUACACGACGCUUGGAAAAAAAUACCAGGAUAUACUGAUUUUGAAUGAGGCUAUGUCAACACGUAUGACUGUGGUACCAUCAACUGAAUACUUACAUACGGUUAACGAUGGAGGGAGGAAUUACACAAGCAAGUUUCUAAUGCCAGACGAAUAUUGCUCUAACUAUUACAAACCAAAUACUGUUGUAAUGACAUACGAUGUGCCCGUGUACCCGCUACCGGACAGAAAUGACUGGAAUAUACCAGCACAUGUUGCAGAGGAG